This is a messenger RNA of Trichomonas vaginalis G3, 675 nucleotides long. RefSeq names its product protein of unknown function (DUF3447). The record is from RefSeq and is a predicted model, not a curated record. Bases 1 to 675 code for a protein of 224 amino acids. The transcript has a single exon. Lineage: Eukaryota; Parabasalia; Trichomonadida; Trichomonadidae.
AUGGAUUGCCCUGAUGACGACCAUCUUUUAUACAAUGAGCUCACAGAAAGAUAUAAAACAUAUCUGGAAACUUGCUCAUCAUUCAUGCGAAUCAAAACGACAAAAAUUGAUGAAAUACAAAAAAUUUAUCAAAUGAUUAAAACGAAUUUACUUGAUAUGAAGAUAUUUUCACCACAAAGAAUAUACAGAUUAAUUUUUACGGCUUAUAAGUACAAUAAUGAAUAUUUAAAAUCAUAUUUUACUAUUCUCAAAUUGACUUAUGAAGAAUUUCAAAUAAAGCCAAAUUUUUUCGACAAUGAUGUUUUAGAGUAUUUCUUUUAUAAAGAAUACAAUUUACCAAUUGAUGGAUAUCAACAGAAAAUUUUUGAAAAAUAUGAAAACGAAAACUAUUCAUUGGAUAUUCAUGAAAAGAAUACAAUAUACAGAUCAAUUAUGGAUGAUGACAAAGAUUCGUUUGUUAAAUUCAUAGAAGAUGAAUCAUUCGAUAAAGAUCAAAUUCUCAUCAACGAAUUAUAUCCCAUAUCAGAUGAGGGAUUAUCACUUCUUGAAUUAUGUUGUUAUCAUGGAUCAGCUGAUUGUUUUAAGUUGUUAAUAACAAAAUUCAAAUCAGAAAUCACUCUUAAAUGUCUUUGGUUUUCUUUUUUAGGAGGCAAUCCAGAAAUUAUUCAUGAAUGA